Molecule: messenger RNA, 1410 nt
Organism: Purpureocillium lilacinum
Lineage: Eukaryota; Fungi; Ascomycota; Sordariomycetes; Hypocreales; Ophiocordycipitaceae
Source: RefSeq, a predicted model, not a curated record
AUGGCGUCCAAGGUGGAUGCCCGGCUCUUGAAGUCGACAAAGUUUCCACCCGAGUUCAACCAGAGGGUCGAUAUGAAGAAGGUCAACGAGCAGGUCAUGAAAAAAUGGAUUCACAAAAGGAUCGGCGAGAUUCUCAACGGCGAGGACGACGUUCUCAGUGAUCUCUGCAUGAACCUGCUCAAGGCCCGUCAAUUCCCUGACAUCAAAUCGAUCCAAAUCCAGCUUACCGGCUUUCUCGACAAAGACACUGCUUCGUUCUGCAAAGAGCUCUGGAAUAUGUUGCUCAGCGCUCAGUCCAACAAGUCAGGAGUGCCUCAGGAGCUUCUCGAAGCGAAGAAGCUUGAACUCAUGCAGAAAACGAGGUUGCGCGACGAAGCCAUAGCAACGACGACCGUGAUACCCGAGAUCGUCGGCCUGGCGGCGACAGUUGGCAGGCUGCCCCAAGACGCGGUGAUCGUGCCUUUUCGAACCGUGGACGGGGAGGAUAUGGUCGUGGUCGCCCGCGAUCCCCUUCCCCCGGCCCGCGUGGUCGUGGUUCUCGAGACGCGUAUGGACGUGACAGCUACGUCCCACAGGCGAGACGUGGCCGUGAUCAGGUCUCGAGACGUGGCCCAAGCGGUAGAUCACUGUCUCGUUCACGCUCGCGCUCGCGCUCGCGUGGUUCCGUCACACCCCGUCGACGCUCUGCGACUCCGCCUCGACCGCGGGACUCACGAAAGAGAUCGCGAUCUCCUCGCCGCCCUAGCGAUCGACGACGUCGUUCUAGCCGCAGCCGUAGCCGCGGACGAAGUGUUUCCCGCAGUCGCAGUCGAUCCCGCCGCGACAGCCGCAGCCGCAGCCGCAGCCGCAGCCGAAGCCGAAGCUACAGCAGCGAUCGCAGCCGGUCGCGUAGCCGCAGUCGGAGCCGCAGUCGCAGUCGAAGCCGCAGCCCAGACAGACGACCCUCUGCACACAGCCGCCACCGGGAUGAGGGACGCGGCAAAAGUCGCCGGGAGCGCAGCUACAGCCGCCGUUCGGACCAUAGCCGCUCCCCACGCGGCCAAGGUCGACGCGAUGGAGGUUCUCGACACGGAGACCGCUGGACCCCUGGAAACAAAGGCAGACAUGGUCGGAGGCGUAACAGUUCAUCCGAAUCUUCACCCGCAAGCGGCCGUGGGAGCCCAGCUGAUGUUUUGGAAGAUAAACGACGCACAGCCCCGCGCAAACCGAUGGCGUCCAUUGAGAAGGACCACGAGGUGGGUGGCUCCGCUUGAGAGCGCCGGAGAGAAUUUACGUCUCGAGGGCAUUGCACUGACCUACGGGGCGUCUCAGCUCAAUCGAGCCCAAAUCGACCAGGGCUUACUCAAAGAUAAGCUCUUGCGAGAGAAGACCCUCUUGCUAAAGAAGAACAAGGAAGAGGACACCGUUUGA